UUUCAAAUAUCAACUAGAAGUUUCCCAAGAACCUAUACGAGCAAGGAUGUGUGGUUUCGGAGACAAAGAUCGUCGUACUAUUGACCCUCCUCCAAUUAUCAAACUACUCGUAACAACAUUAGAUGGAACACCCGUACCUGAAAGAGAUUGCAAAGAAGAACGUGGAUUAGUAGUUAAUCCUACUUCCGUGUUUACUAAAUCUGCUAAUUCUAACUCAGCUGUCAUGUCCGUGAAUGCACCCUUGAAUACUCGGAAUCUCAUGGGUCAUUGCACAUCUUCCGCAUAUGUGCUUAAUAACCAUGCUGGUCAAAAGGGAAUUUAUUUUAUAUUUCAAGACCUUUCUGUUCGAACGGAAGGUACCUUUACCCUAAAAUUCUCGUUUUGUAACAUCAAAGAAUUAAUGGCUCAAUCCUCUGACGGAUUAACAAAUGCCAGUGGGAACGUUACAGCUGAAGUGUACAGUGCGCCUUUUAAGGUUUAUUCUGCAAAGAAAUUUCCAGGAAUGACAGAAUCAACUGAGCUUUCUAAAGCUUUCGCCAAACAAGGAAUUAAAAUUCCGAUUCGUAAGGAUGCAUAUUAUAGGAAAGUCUGCAAUAACAAUUUGCACAAACAACCCAAUGUAGUAGACGUUCCUAAGACAACAAUUGAGGUACUUGAAAUCUCUAGCAGUAAUUCUGAGGAUACUGAGCAUUCUGAUGAAAAUGAUGAAAUACGAGAUUACUCUGAUUUACGGGGAUAUGAAAGUAAAGAUAUAUUUGUUGAAAAGCGGUUACGUAAAUCGAAAUGA
This is a messenger RNA of Dentiscutata erythropus, 787 nucleotides long. Lineage: Eukaryota; Fungi; Glomeromycota; Glomeromycetes; Diversisporales; Gigasporaceae. The record is from the annotation of a GenBank genome assembly.